GUCAGCUGAUGAAUGAGUAAUGGAAUCUCCCAACUGACAAAUGACAGUAAUCGGGACUUGUUUGAACUUGUUUUUAAGUUAAAAGAAAACAAUGGUUUUAGUUAUAGUGUUUACGGAACAUUUUUUGCAAUUUUAAUUUAGUGAUUUAUGUAUAGUUUAACGAAUGUUGUUGGUUAUUAUCGGKGCUAAACUUUACUCAUAUCAUGGCGUACGUAAAUGUGAAGGACUGGUCGGUGGAGCAAGUUAUGUACUGGUUAAAAGGAUUGGACAAUGUGAUACUCCAAUAUCAGGCUGUUUUUCUGAAUAAUGGUGUUAAAGGACAUCAACUGUUAAACUUUCGAGCCGAUGAUCUUGACAAUCUUGGAAUAAAAAAGUUGGGGCACCAAGAGAUCAUUUUAGAGGCUGUCGAACAUUUAAGACAUUUUCAUUAUGAAUUGGACAAAGAAAACUUGCAAAUGUUGGCCCUUAAACUGUCUUGUACUGCCAACUCCCUCUACAAGGAACUACUUUUAAUCGACGAAAAGUGUGAUUCUCUCAAAACACAAGUUAUGUCCGAUGUUCAUAAUAUCAUUGCAGCUGCAAAACCCUUGGUGUUAUGGCUAGAUAGAGCACCGUUUACUGGAGACAAAGACUACAUAGAUAGCAAGAGGGACUUGCUGAGUUUAAGUUUUGAAAUGGCUUAUAUAGCGCACAGAGGAGUUUUCUCUGAGAAUCCUGUUCCUACAAUCAAAAAGAUUUGUGAUAAAUUUGCCAAGAUUGCAGAUCAUAUUAUUCAAGAAGUUUGUGAUCCAAUGAUUCUGCAACCUGCGUCUUUAGAUUUAGCAAAAUUAAAGAAAAAAGAACAAGAAUUAGGAUUUUAUAUCAUGCCAAAUUAUCAUCCAAUUCAUCAGAUUGUUGAUAUUAAGUUUGGAUCACCUGCACAUGGUAGCAGCAAAAUUGAAGAAGGAGAUGAAAUAGUUCAAGUAAACUAUCAAACUGUGGUGGGUUGGCAAGCAAAGAAGGUAAUGCUUUUACUACAGGAAGUAUCGCCAGAAAUAGUAUUGACACUUAAAAAGAGACCACGACAUUCGAAAGUGUAUGGUCAAAUCUACAUGAAACCUUACAGGUUACCGAGUAGGAAACGAAGCACCGAGCAAUGGUCUAAAUGGACUGAGAACUUGCCGUCACCUAGAUUGCUGCCUAUGGAUUUACCUCAUAUUAAAAUUAUACAAUCUGAAGAAGAAAUUCACAAUGUUGAAGCCGAAUUAAGCAGCAGUGAUAGUGAACCACCGGACAGUCCCUUAGAAGGAAACUUCCGAAUGUACCCUGUCAAGCCUAGACCUAUUUUGCAAAGAAGAAAUACUAUUACUGGUACUACCCCCACUAACAAAAGACCGACUACUUCUAUUGAAGAGUAUUGGGAUCUUCUGCAAUCCAGACCUAACGACAAUCACGCGUCCAGCUCCUAUCAUAUCGAUAUCAGUAAGUUUGGCGAAGAUCCGGCUUUUCUGCGUGAUAAGAGCGUAUCUUGCAACGUAGGACUAGAUUCUAGUCCUAGACCUACUACCGUAAUAGGUUUAGCUCAUAGUCACAGCAGAAAGAAAAGUUUUAAAGAGAGUUUCAAAAGCAAAGAUAGAGACUUAACAAAUAAAUUCAGUACAAGAAAGAAAGUCAACUUUGAAGAAGAAAAUCAAGAAAUGAAAACCCGAGCAGAUAAUUGCGCAAAAAUGUUGAACAAGGUUGAUCUGUUGGAUGGCAAAUUGCAGCAAACCAAUUUGAAUGAAGAGAAAAGUGUGAGUGUCAAUAGCUUAUCAAGCGUCGCAGCAGACAACAUUAGUUUUAUCGAUGAAGGAAAGGAUCUAACUGAUCGUAGCAAUAUGGUAUCUGAUUUAGUGAAAGAAUCAUCAAUUACGGAUGGCUUUUUAAAGAGCACUAAAGAAACCACGAAAUCCAGCCUUUCUAGCCUUAAAGAUCCAACCCUAGCUGAAAUAGAUGUUCAUAGCAUGAUUAAGAAAUUUGAUGAAUCCAAUAAGAUGUCAUUGCCUAAACCAAAAGUGAUGCCUAGAACUCAACUGAAAAAGUCUUUCGAGUCACCACAUAAAUCAGAAACUCGUAAACCGCUGGUUCCACCAAGAAGUUUAACGACCAAACUUAGGGGUCGUUUAGAUAAGAGUCACAGCACGCCUGCAUAUGAUCUUACAGAAGAUGAUAACAAACUCGAAUCGUCACCAAUUAAACCUGAGAUAUAUACCAUUGCCAAACUUCCAGAUGUAGUUCCCAAAAUACCAGAGACAAUCACAGAAAUCUCAAGCGCUAUUACAGCGAAAUAUAAUGCGGAGUUCUUGCCAAAAAGUGUUUCAAAUUCCACUACUUCAGAUGCAAAUAUCAUAAAAGAUCAAAACGAUUUAACAUCGAACAUUUCUGAGGUUUUACCAACUACAAUUCAGGAAAAAUCCGAAAUAACAAAUGAUGAACUUUUGAAUCAGUUAAGUGAGGAUAUUGAAUCCAGUAAAGAUGUUACAGUGGCUGCAGACCUGGCAGCAGAAGUUAGUGUGGAAGAGCUACCUCCAAAACCGCCACCAAGAAAAUCUUUUGAUACUUCAAAACCAGCUUAUCCAGCAGACAGUCCAAAACCAACCAUUUUGCCUGAAACUCCAAAAGGGCUUCAAGGAAGUUCUAUUAAAAAAACUUUUGAGUUCCCUGACACCAGCGCAGAUUCAAACAAGAUGGGUAGUACUCAAAGCAUAAAAUCUAUCGACUCCAACGAUUACUUGGUGCCAGUUCAGAUAAAACAUGUUGAUCAGCAUUUGUUUGAUCCUGAUAUUUCGUCAACUCCAUUACAAAAAUAUAAGAUGGAUCACAGUGAAACUGAAAGCAGCAUUUACAAGUCUGGUGUGAGUUAUGAUGUUCAUAAACUUUCUAAAGAAAGCAAAGUAUCUCCUACAAAUAGCAUAGUGAAAGCAAUGAUAAAUAAAGGAAAAUCUGCCAAAAAGAAGAGUAAUUUGAGCGCAAAGCGAAGAAAAGUUACCGUAAAUGAUUUAAGUCCAGCAGAUAUUCAAGGAUACUUGUAUCAGAGAUUACGGAACAGACAAACACAAAAUGUGCAUUGGGAACGAAGGUGGUUUGUCCUUUUGGGAAGCUGCCUGUAUGGGUUUAAAAACAAGGACGAUCCUCGGGCAGCCACUCUUAUUUUCCUGCAUGACUUUACAGUGGCAGUUGCGAGUGAGGUAAAAUCUCGCUCGAACGCAUUCAAAGUAUAUCAUACGGGAACAGUUUUCUAUUUUUCUACCGAAGAUUCUGAGGCACUCCAAACUUGGCUUGAUUUGAUCCGGACUGCUUGUUUGCCAUACGAGUCGGGUUCUAAAGUUGUUGGAGGAAGACCGUAUUCAGAAACCGAUGAUUCUGAUUCGGAUAAAUCUAGAGUACGAGAACAAGAAAAGUCGGAGCCUUUAAAAAAAUUUGGAUCUUUGAAAAAACUUGGCUUGAAAAAGAAUCCAGAUGUUGGUCAUACUGGAAGCACCAGUUUAGAUAGAAAGUGGUUCUUUAACAAGUCUAGUGGGAAUUCCAAAAGUAAUGUACCUGUACCAACGGCGCAAUUUAGGUCCUACAGUUUUUUUUCCAGAAAAAUACGUAACGAACCUACUCAUGCUAGUGUCCGAACUGGCAAUUUCACAUCUCAUGUGCCCAUGUUUGGUCCAUCAAAUCUCACUCAAGCACAGAACAGUAGCGUUCCAAAUCUCACAGUGGAGCAAAUUAUUCGAACAUCAAUUGAUAGUCCGAAAAUCCAGUUGAAACCAACUGGCUACAUACAUGCAAGUAAUCCAAGUCUAGCCAGCAGCCUAAAUAUCAGUGAAUGUGGUUCAAGCAGUAAAUUAGCUAAAGAUAAAAACGACAGCGAUAGUUUGAGUGGUUUCGUUACAUUGAAAGAAUUAAUGAUGAGACAAUCUGAGGAAAGCCGGAACAAUCCUCAUCACGAAAUUGAACAAAUGCAGAUUAAUUUAAACAUGAUUAAGUCUGAUGUUGUUUACGGUGAAGUACCAAUAAGACCAACUUCGAAAUUAUCCACUUCUGACGAGUACUCGGAAGUUUUCUCAACACCGCCGUUAAGCCGAUCCGUUUCACAAUCUGAAAAGCACGAAUCUACCAGUUCUUGUUUCGGUAAACGACUUGGUUCCUUAAAAAGAAAUCAGAAGCACGAAAAUGUAGACCCUAAAACGGCCACUUAUCCCAAGAUUUUGAAAGGGCUUGAAAGCAAGUCGAAUCGAAGUUUGCCUAGGACUCUAAAAAUGCAGGAAACUACAAGGGAAUGUGAAGAAUAUACUAUGUCGAAAAUUCAUUGCGCAUCAGAUAAAAAUAUUCUAUCAAGUUUUGCUAAAAAGUCGUAUGAAAUGAUUUACUGUCCCGAAACAGUAAACGAAAUUCAGUUUGCUCAAAAUCGUGUUUUGGAUGACGGAAUGAGCUCUGAAACUGCCAAAAAAUCGUGUAAGAUGAAGCGCCAGCCGAGUUUUGGACUAUCGGAGAAGCAAAGCUCAAAAUCUUUACCUGGAUUUACUAGUAAAGUUGGUGACUCUUCAAGGGGUCGCUUAAAACCAGCUUUUCAAUAUACACCAGUAACUGUGCCAAUAAACCGAGAAAGCAAAUCGAUGCCAAGGUUUACAUUUGAGUUGAAUUUGGACGAGAAGCAAUCAAAAAGUGGCGGAAAAUUGACGAAGAUCUUUAGUGGAAAAUCCGAGAAAAAGGAAAAAACAUUUUUAGGCUCGCCCAAGUUGCACAGAGCUCUUUUUAGAAAACAACAUUCUGUACCUGAGUCUGGAUGGAGGCCAACGGCACAACCAAUGUUUGAGAUUCCAAGUUCCGCAUCCCGUGAUUAUCAAGCACAUUCAGCAGUGCAACAGAGUCAUUCGGUUUCUCUCAAACAGCAUGUGGACUACCCAGGACUCGAAUAUCCUCCGGUGUUUGAGCCGGAAACAUAUUCCUUAGCGGAUCCACAAAGCAGUCUCAAUUUGUUACGCGGGAAACAUAAAAAAGAAUGUAACGAUGAUGAAAAAACCUCUGAUAAGGACAAUAAUUAAUGCUGUUAAUACUUCUAGAUAUAUAAAAUAACUUGGUAGUUGAAAAGCAAUUCGUUUGAACACGCUGAGUGUCGCAUUGGCAUCAUUAUUUUGUUUUGCGAUGUAUGUUGGUAUGAUUUUUAAUAUGUCAAAAGUAUGUUACUGAUAGCGAUUAUGGUAUUGCUAUAACGAUUACUUACUAACUUAAGGACUCGUUUUUAUCACUUUAAUUAUAAGCGGAAGUAAAAUAUCGCUAAUCGGUUUGUUUCCUCAUAAACGGUAUAUUGACAUAUUUAAACAUUUAAUUUUUGAUAUACUGUUUGGGUUCCAAACGCUUUACCAAUUUAAGAAAAUUUUAUACUAAAACGAAAACAAAGCCGUAAACAUGAAAAAUAUGUACGUUUAAAGAUAUAUACUUAUAGUCCGAUUAGAUUUUUUCUAGGCACUAAAUGGAUGAAAGUAAAAGAUUAUUGGAACUUGUUCGGAAGGAUGGCCAAUAUUCUGAGGACAAUACUUUGCACGCAAUUACCGCUUGUGAGACAUUGUUCAAAUAAUCCAGAAAAGUGCAGAAAACCGUUUUUUGCGCAUUACUUUUGAACCGUUGAUGCAAUUUAAGUUUAAUAUUUUUUAAGCAUUAAAAAUACCUACAAAAUAAGAUUAACCCUAUAACUAUUAACAAUAACUAACUAAAUUAAAAUCCGUAAAAAGCGGCUAAACUGAUUAAAAUUAAAAGAUUAAGUUGAAAAUCAGGAAUUUUUUAGGUUGAAAGUUAAGUUAAAUUAUUUUCAGAUUAAAUUUCCACAUCGAUUACUUAAUUGCUAUGAUUUUAUGCGUUUAAUGAUUGCUGAUAGCAAAUUAAGUAAUCGAUGUGGAAAUUUUAUCUGAAGCUAACUUGCUUUUAAACUUUUAACGUAAGAAAUUCCUGAUUUUUAACUUGUCAAUGUUACAAAGAUCUUCCAAAAAAGUUAUAGUACGAUUUUUUAGAAGCAAAACAAUUAAUUAUAGACAAUUUAAAAAACGCAAAAACU
This is a messenger RNA of Dendroctonus ponderosae (mountain pine beetle), 6058 nucleotides long. RefSeq lists its product as uncharacterized. The transcript has 17 exons. Lineage: Eukaryota; Metazoa; Arthropoda; Insecta; Coleoptera; Curculionidae. Gene Ontology annotation, molecular function: protein binding. Bases 204 to 5051 code for a protein of 1615 amino acids. The record is from RefSeq and is a predicted model, not a curated record.